AAGUUAACAUUCAGUCUGCAUUGGUCGGUCGUACCUGUGAUACCUUGGUGACUCCAUGAUGUUACAUAUCGCAAAUUUCAGAGUUUACUUAUUAUUUAUAAAAACUUUUUGUUCAAUAGUUAUUACUGGAGAAAUAGUAGGUGCUUAUGAAGUUCCUCCUGCUAUUAUCGUACCACUAAAGCCUGUUGGUUUCACGGUAUCCGUUCCAGAUCACCCUGGCAUAACACUUUUUGCAUUUCAUGGCAAUAUAAAUAAAGAUUUUGAACAUGGUCGCGAAGCCGGUGAAAUGGCAGUCGAUGUUCUUAGGAAAAAGAAUGGAUUUUGGACCUACACAAACAGAGACAGAAAGCUGAAAGAAGGUGACAUCAUUUACUAUUGGCUGUAUGUGAUAAAAGAUGGCUUAGGGUAUGAACGAUUGUUCCAGAGCUAUAUGGUUGACGGAUUUGGAGAACCAACAUCGACAAGUACGACCACUACAACAACAACUACAACCACCAGAAAACCACCUCCUCGUACCACCAGUGUCCCACCGCAGUCAGUGACUGACUUUAUUGACAUUCGCAAUCCCGGAGCUGGCCCGUGUAAACUAGGCAUCACUACAGUGAAUGGGGAGAGAGCUUGCCAAGGCUACUUGAUAUUCGAUUCGGAUUUCUCACAAGAAAUCGGAAGAAAUUGGACGAAGGAAGUUCACUUCAAUAGAGAUGAGAGUGAGUUUGUAGUAUUUGAUCGGAGAGAAACUAACAGUUAUAUCGAGUCCAAUCACCUAACUAUACAACCGACCUUAUUAGAUGAUGAAUAUGGAGCAGACUUCACUAGGAGAGGGCCUCUUGAUCUCACUGAACGGUGCACAUCUCACGACCCAUUGCUAUGCAAGCAGGAUACAAUUGGCUUCUCAAUACUUCCUCCAGUCAUAUCUGCUAGACUCACGACUAAGGAUCGGUUCUCAUUUAAAUAUGGAACUGUUGAUAUCAGAGCCAAGCUUCCGAAAGGCAACUGGGUAGUACCAGAAAUAUGGCUCCUCCCAAAAGCUCAUAGACCUUACGGAUCAGACAAAUCUGGCAGAAUCGUUAUUGCCAAAUCAAUUGGAAAUGCCCUUCUCACAUAUGAUGACAUUCCCUUGGGUAACAGUGUUCUGACUGCUGGCCUAGAAGUGAAUGAGAAGACUAACAAAACAUUCCGCAAAAUAACGUAUAAUGGACUCUGGUCUGAACGUUUUCAUAACUUCAAGCUUGACUGGACUCCAUCUGGAGUAAUAUUUUAUGUUGAUAAUGAGCCCUAUGGUACUUGGGAGGGAGACAGAGAGCCAUUACUGAAAGGAUACGGUCCCGUCUCACCCUUCGAUCAGGAGUUCUAUCUAUCUCUUGGCAUACACGUUGGAGGAUACUAUGAUGUUAUCAAUGGGGCUGUUAGCGGAGGACGGGAAAAGCCUUGGAGCAAUUCUCAUCCUAAGAGACUGUUUUCCUUCUACCAAGAUCUCAAGAACUGGCAUGCUACUUGGAAUGAUCAAACUAAAUUGAAAAUCGAUUACAUAAGAGUAUACAGUCAGUGUGUAUCAGCAACAGAAAUGUCUCAGAUUGUACUUUGUUUGAGUUUAUGUAUUCUGUGUUUACUAACUGUUUGUAGUGAAUCCAGUGCGAAUGACGGCUAUGAAGUACCGCCCGCAAUUAUUUAUCCAUUGAAACCGCGCGGAUUACAAGUUUCCAUACCAGAUUACGAAGGUGUCACUCUAUUCGCAUUCCACGGAAAAGUCAAUGAAGAUUUCGAGCACGGCAGAGAGGCCGGUCAAAUGUCAGUUGAUGUCCUGAGGAAACGGAACGGAUACUGGACCUACACAAAUCGGUCAAUUCGACUGAAGAAAGGUGACAUCGUCUACUACUGGCUGUAUGUCAUAAAGAAUGGCUUGGGCUACGAGAGAUUAUUUCAAAGCUUUGAAGUAAAAGAAUUCUACGAAGAGAAAGAAAUUGUUCUACCGGGCCCAACAACUCCGAUUCCUACAGAGAAGCCAGAAUGUCAAACUGUCCCGUCAACAGUGACUCCUCCGAUCCCAACUACCAUUAUUGAUCCAAUUCCAACUGAUCUUCCAGAACUUCCAGAAUCAAUGCUCAGUCCUCCGACCUUAACAACAGCUCCCAAUCCACCCCCGAAUCCACAAAUCACCAGCAGGCCGGAGGUAACCGAUGAUAAAAUCUACUUUCCCACCAACCCUCCACGGAGGAAAACAACACUGAUUGAUAACAGAAUUAAAGGGGAAGACAGUUGUUUCAAAUCAAUCACUACAGUUAGGGAGAAGGAAGUCUGCAGAGGUGCUCUGAUAUUCAGCUCAGAUUUUUCAAACGGAAUCGGACGCAACUGGACACAUCAAAUACACUUCAAUAAUGAUGAAAGUGAAUUUGUAGUGUUCGAUAACAACCCAUCAAACAGCUUCACUGAGUCAAAUCAAUUGAUUAUAAAGCCUACAUUCCUGGACGAUCAUUAUGGUGAUGAUUUUACACUGAAGGGGCCACUAGAUCUUACCUCCAAGUGUACAUCGCGAGAGCAGCUAUGCGUGAAAGAGAGGACUUCAUUCUCCAUCCUUCCGCCGGUGAUGUCAGCUAGACUCACAACCGAAGAACGCUUCUCAUUCAAGUACGGAGUUGUGGAAAUCAGAGCUAAACUGCCCAGUGGUGACUGGGUGAUUCCCGAGUUAUGGCUUCAACCUAAGAGCUUUCCCUACGGAGUUCCAAAUGCUGGAAAAGUGAUUCUGGCUAAAUCGAUUGGAAAUACUGAACUCACGUUUGAAGAAGAAUCGAUCGGCAGUAUUCUACUCACUAGUGGUCUUCAAGUCAAGGACAAAACUAAGACAUUGAAGAAGUUGAAAGAUACAGGAUUAUGGACUGACGAGUUUCAUGUGUUUAAACUGGAGUGGACUGACAGGAAAAUGAGUUUCUACGUCGAUGAACAACAUCUGGGUGACUGGAAUGGAACAAAUCCUAUUCUUCUCGAGGGUAACGGACCAUUCUCCCCCUUUGACGAAGAAUUCUACAUUUCACUUGGAAUACAUGCUGGAGGCUUUGGAGAUAUUCCUGAUGGAGCUUUGAGCAAAGGUCGACUGAAGCCGUGGAAAAAUUACGAAGUUAGGAGGCUGAAGAAAUUCUAUGACGAUAUAAAAUCCGGACAAAUUUCAUGGAGUGACCAGACAAAGAUGCAAGUGGAUUACGUGAAAGUUUGGGCAUGUGAAAAAGGCUUAACACUUUUCGCCUUCCAUGGAAGGAUAAACGAGGAAUUUGAACAGACAGACGAGGGACAAUUCUCAGCUGACGUGCUGGGACCGGACCCAAUCGGAUUCUGGACCUACACCAACCGCGAAGUCCAUUUGAAAAUUGGUGACGUCAUUCAUUACUGGAUUUAUGUUGUGAAGGAUGGAGUCGAAUAUGAAAGGCAACAUCGCGAACGAUCAAAUCUCGGAUCUCUCUUGUACGAUCAACUUGACCUACGAGUAGCAUUGACUUUUGAGAUGUCAUAUUAUAAUAUUGGUUGCGUGAGUUUUAUUUGCUUAAUAGUUCUUAUAAAUACAGUUACUAGUUAUGAAGUUCCGACAGCAAUUAUCGAAGUUUUGCAGCCCAAAGGAUUCAAAGCAUCCAUUCCAGAUGAAGAAGGCAUGACACGUUACGCCUUUCAUGGAAGAAUAAACGAAGAAUUUGAACAGACAGACGCGGGCCAAUUCGCAGCUGAUGUUCUCAAGCCAUCAUCGAAAAAUGACGGAUUCUGGACCUACACCAACCGGCAUGUCAACUUGAAAAUUGGUGACGUCAUUCAUUACUGGAUACAAGUUGAGAAGGAUGGAGUGAGUUAUUCAAGGGUAUCUCUAUCAUAUGAAGUGAAAGAUAACAAAACAUGUGAUCGCACAGCUGAGUUCCACUGCAGGAAUGACAAGUGCAUACCUAAAAUAAAAUUGUGUGAUUUUGAUGAUGAUUGUGGUGAUAACUCAGAUGAACCAGCUUACAUGUGCGGUCGAAGAAAUUGCACCAAUGGUUUGCUGCGAUGCCCAGGACUAAACAAUUACAGAUGCAUACCAGAGCUAUUAUUCUGUAAUGGUAAAAACGACUGCAAAGACAACAGUGACGAAUUGACCGAAAAUUGUACUACAGUCAACCAGAAAAAGCCGCAUAACAACACUGGCAUUGAAAUAUCGGCGAUUGAAAAUUCUUCCCAUCCAUCAACCAAUGAUCAAAACCUUGAUUAUGAACCACAUAAUAAAGAAGUUGUUGAUAUUCGGAGUCAAGACUCUAAAAAAUGUUCGAAGUCCAUAACAACAGUGAAUGGAAUGUCUGCAUGCAGCGGCUAUUUGAUAUUUGAGACAGAUUUCUCUUUUGGAAUUGGGGAAAAUUGGACAAAUGAAGUUCGAUUCAAUUCUGAUGAGAGUGAAUUUGUAGUUUUCGACAACAACACGUCAAAUUUCUUCAGCAAAUUUGGCUUUCUGAAUUUGAAGCCAGCGUUGUUAGAUGAGUAUUAUGGAGAGGGCUUCACAUUGAAUGGAACUCUCGAUCUGGGUGCAAGGUGCACAUCUCGGGAGCAAGUUUGCGACAGAACAAGGACUGGGUUUUCGAUUCUACCUCCAGUGAUGUCAGCUAGACUCACGACUGACUCGAGUUUCUCUUUCAAGUAUGGAGUUUUGGAAAUGAAAGCUAAGCUUCCCAGGGGCGAUUGGGUUAUUCCCGAGCUGUGGCUUCAACCCAAACGGCACAGUUAUGGUUAUAGAAAUUCUGGAAAAAUAGUUCUGGCAAAGUCAAUUGGUAAUCCUUCGCUCACCUUCAAUGGCAAAGAUAUCGGAAACAAUUUACUGACAUGUGGACUUCAAGUCAAAGAUAAAACACAAACAUUCGAUAAGUCGAAGGAGGGAGGACUCUGGUCUGACGAUUUCCACAUCUUCAAGCUUCAAUGGACUGACAAGAAAAUUUCCUUCUUCGUUGACAAUGAGGAGUUGGGAGAAUGGGACGGAAAACAUAAUCCUCUACUUGAAGGGCACGACUCACUAUCUCCUUUUGAUCAAGAAUUUUACUUACUACUUGGAGUGCACGUUGGAGGCUACCUUGAUAUUCCUGAUGGGGCUUUAAGUAACGGUCGCCCAAAACCUUGGAGAAAUACUGACCCUAAGAGAAUGAUAAGAUUCUUCGGAGACCUCAAAAACUGGCACGCUUCAUGGAAUGACAAAACCAAUUUACAGAUUAAGUACAUACGAGUCUAUGCUAUCUAG
Molecule: messenger RNA, 5233 nt
Organism: Nilaparvata lugens (brown planthopper)
Lineage: Eukaryota; Metazoa; Arthropoda; Insecta; Hemiptera; Delphacidae
Exons: 30
Coding region: 56-5233 (1725 amino acids)
Biological process (GO): carbohydrate metabolic process
Molecular function (GO): protein binding; carbohydrate binding; hydrolase activity, hydrolyzing O-glycosyl compounds
Source: RefSeq, a predicted model, not a curated record